AUGCUCAAGAAAGGUCAAGAAAUACUCUGGGAUGAACAAGCAUUGCUUAGGCAGGAGAUUGCCAAUGUUUGUAAAGAUAUUAAUGGCCAAGAAAGCCCAGAGCUGACAAUAAAUCUCAGUGGGCCAAUUCCAAGACCAGUACCAAAUAUCAAAGAUAUAACUCUGGUGCAUAUCUACAGAAUAAUGAGCCAUGAUCUUGGAGUUGAACUGGACAAGAAAAACAAGGCAAUCCUCAUAAUUUGUAUACGUCUUGUCUGCAAUGAACUGGACUCCCUUUCUUCUGUGCAAGUUCUAGAAUCAAAUCCAAACUGGACUAUAAUAUCUCAAGAAGACAAGAACUUGGCGUGCAUCAGACAUGCAUGUCUAUUAAGAAAUAGUGGUAUAGACUUUACCAGAUGCCACAAGAACUGGACAUCUGUUGCCAAAGUCAGCCAAUUAUGGAAAAACCAUAAAAAGUGA
Messenger RNA from Phycomyces blakesleeanus NRRL 1555(-), 459 nucleotides. RefSeq lists its product as hypothetical. Bases 1 to 459 code for a protein of 152 amino acids. The transcript is spliced from 2 exons. The record is from RefSeq and is a predicted model, not a curated record. Lineage: Eukaryota; Fungi; Mucoromycota; Mucoromycetes; Mucorales; Phycomycetaceae.